AUGCAGUUCCUAUAUGAAUAUGGUAUUAAAUUAAAUGUUGGUGGAUUGUACUUUGACACAACAGUAACAAAUACUGGCAAUACGAAAGCGACUAUUCAUAGAAUUACCUAUGAUUUAGGUAAAUACAUUCUCGAGCUUGCUUGCAGGCACCAUGUUACAGAGCUUAGAAUAAGUCAUUUUCACAAACAUGUUACUCAUGAAGAAAAGCUUGAGGUCGUUGUUGAAAAUGUUUGCAAAGUUAAUGAUGUCAAGUGUGGACCAUAUCCUCGUUUAAAUGAACAAAGGUUAUUCAAGAUACAAGAUCUGACAUUGGAUGUCAAAGCACACUUUGUAAAAAUUAAAGUCUUAAAAAGACACCAAGAGACGGAAUGGACAGAAAAGUCACUUAUAGAAAAUCGAGGGUGCAUAUCAAUUUCUGAUAACGACUAUAUAUGCCCUUACCAUAGAUUUAGUUUUGGUAUUGGUUGGGUUCCUCCAAGAAGAUGCUGUCACCCAAUGCAUCAAUUAAGUGUUAGUAAGAAAUCAUUUACUGUAAGAAGUAUUUCAAUAAAUAUGUCAAAAAAUGUUUCAAAAUAUUACAACAAAAGUGUUCCAGUAGGUUCCGUAUUUUGUCACAACCACCUAAAGUCAGAGCGCAUUCUAAAUCAAACUAAAACAAGUACUGCCGCCCAACGAAGAGCUAGUUGAAGACACAACUGAUUUUGAUUUUGAGCCUGAAGAAAUUUUACUUUCUGGAGAAAAAGUUGAAGAUGCUACAUUUACUGGUAACAGCCUAUCAGAAGCACUCCACAUCAGCCCUUUUCAGUUUCAGAUAAAGAAAAAAAAGAUAUCUGAUCUCAGCAAUGGAACAAAAAAUAAUUUACGAAGAAAAUUUGAAAGAGCCAAGGUACAGCUCGAAAAAAGGUUCCCUGAAGCUGUUGCCCCAGAUCAGAGUGAAGACUUUAUCUCAAUUAUUUUAAAAAGAUCUUUGGAAGCUUCAGACAAUGAUGUAGUACCUGAUGAACUAAAAAAAUUGGUUGAAAUUUAUGAAGAAAGUGACUCUAUUGGAAAACAUAUUGUACUGUGUUUGAUUGAACAUGAAAAAUUUACUAAGAAGUUGCUAAUGAAAGUUUUCGGAUGCUCCAAAUACAAGAUAGACCAGGUACGAAAAAUAAGGAAUGCAAACAUAGGUAUAACUACUCCUGUCGAAAACUCUUUAUAUAAAAUUUAUAUAUAAAACUCUUUAUGGAAGGUGAAGUUUCAGGAAAAAAGUUUAGCCCAGAGCAGGUGCACCUUUUAAUAAAAAAAGAGCUCCAAGUCUCAGAAUACGUAACAACUCAAAUAAGAUCACUAUUUUCACGUUAGAGCAGGCUAAAAAAAGAUUGAGAGAACCAGUUAAUGUUGGUAGUACUAAUAUGGAUA
Messenger RNA from Hydra vulgaris (swiftwater hydra), 1401 nucleotides. The record is from RefSeq and is a predicted model, not a curated record. Lineage: Eukaryota; Metazoa; Cnidaria; Hydrozoa; Anthoathecata; Hydridae.